CCCUCCCACUCACUCACUCACUUCUUUCAUGUGAUGAAAUAUCCCUGCAUCAAUCAGGCCAGGUUAUUCCACACACACAUCUCUUCACAAACCGUGACUUCCUCGCUGGGGUUUCCAAGGAAGAUCACAACUGUCUGGAAUUAAAUUCUGUUCAAAAUUAAUGAUUACGGAUAUGGGGUGGGUGGGGGAAAUGUGUUUUAAAUGUUAAUUCUUCAUUGUUCGUAUUCGCAACAGAAAACAGAAAUUGAAUGUAUUUCUUAGAUAAUAGAGACGACAUUGUGUUAAACGGACCGGACAAUGCUGAGAAAGACACUGUUGUUGUCUGGGAAUGGAAACCACACUCAGGGAAGCAAAUCGGAAAAUCGUCGACUUUUAGAAGAAUGAGGAACUAUUUGAUCAAAGAUAAAGCCGCUGGCGACUUGUACCCGGAGAUUAGUGUGAAUCAGAAUACCCUUGAUCUAACAAUUGAUAAACCCACAUUUAAAUCGGCGGGAAUUUUCACUUUGACUCAAACAAAACUAGGAAAGCAAAUCCUGAAACAAUAUGAAAUAUUUGUGAUGAAAGUUGAGGCAAGUCCACAGAGGCCUCUGCUGGGCAGUGACGUCACACUCAGCUGCACCAUCUCCAGACUCUCAGAUACAGUCAGUCUUCACUGGAGACCCAUGGACUCAUCCCAGCAGAACAGGAGCAACACUGAUCAGAUCCGCCUGGAUAACACGGUCUAUCUGAUGGUUCAACACGUUACAGUGGAGGAUGGGAAGCUGUAUGUGUGUGAAGUGCGGGAAAACGGAAACAUUCUUCACACAAGUAACGGAGAUUUUACUGUAAACACCAGUGAGUGCAAACACCUCCCAUUGGAUAUAGAAACAUAGACAAUAGGUGCAGGAGGAGGCCAUUCGGCCCUUCGAGCCAGCACCGCCAUUCAAUGUGAUCAUGGCUGAUCGUCCCCAAUCAAUAACCCGUGCCUGCCUUCUCCCCAUAUCCCUUGACUCCACAGGAACUGAUCCUGAAUCUAUUGAACAUUGUAAAAUGAUCACCAAUGCAUCCACUAUUUCUAGAGCCACCUCCCUGAGGACCCUGGGAUGCAGACCAUCAGGUCCAGGGGAUUUAUCAUCCUUCAGUCCCAUUACCCGACCCAAUACCAUUUGUCGCCUAAUGCAAAUUUCUUUCAGUUCCUCUACCCCCUUAGAUCCUCUGUCCUCCAGUACAUCUGGGAGAUUGUUUGUGUGUUCCUUAGUGAAGACAGAUCCGAAGUACCUGUUCAACUCUUCUGCUAUUACCUUGUUGCCCAUAAUAAUUUCACCGUGUCUGCCUUCAAGUGACCCACAUUUGACUUUGCUACUCUUUUUCCCUUAACAUAUCUAAAGAAGCUUUUACUCUCCUUCUUUAUAUUCCUCGCCAGCUUCCCUUCGUACUUCAUCUUUUCAGCCCGUGUUGCCCAUUUUGUUUCCUUCUGCUGUCCUAUGAAAGUUUCCCAAUCCUCUGGCUUCCGGCUACUCUUUGCUGUGUUAUAC
Leucoraja erinaceus (little skate) is the source of this 1514-nucleotide messenger RNA. RefSeq lists its product as uncharacterized. The record is from RefSeq and is a predicted model, not a curated record. NCBI's taxonomy places the organism in Eukaryota, Metazoa, Chordata, Chondrichthyes, Rajiformes, Rajidae. The coding region runs from base 249 to 872 and encodes 207 amino acids. The transcript has 2 exons.